AUGUCUAUAAAAAUUUAUAGCAAAAACGAUAAAAACUUUGUAAAUGAAAAUAAAAGUGAUAUAGAUAACAUAUGUGAAGAUAAAUGUGAUGAAAAUAACAAUGUUAAAGAAAAUGAUGAAAAAAAUUCUUUAAUACAAGUCUUAUAUAGUUAUGAAGAUUUUCAAAAAAAAAACAUGAACUAUGGAAAAACUAACCCAUAUAAAAAAAAAGAAUCUCAGUUAAGUAAAGUAAGAAAAACUAUAGUAAAAUUAUUUUCUAGUGGUGAUAUAGGAAUUCAAGAGAAUAGCAAAAAAAAAAUAGAGAAUUUAAAAUUUUUAACUAGUAGAGCGGCUAUGUGGAAUGAAGUAGAAAAAAACGAAGAUCCUGAUUAUGACUUAAAAUUAGAAAGUUCAACAAAAAAGUCAUUAAUAGAUAUAAUUGUAAGCUAUACAAGUUUAUUAAUAAAUGAUACUUUAAAUGACAAAAAGGGUAUGACUUAUAUAGCCAGUUUUAUGAUUGUUUUAUCUAUAAUAAUAACAUGCAUUUCUGGUUUUAUCACUAUAUUCAACAAUACAGCAACAGAACAGGCAAACUGGAAGUUGAACACUACAAAAAAUAGCUAUGAUGAUUUGAAUAAAUUAAUGAAUUAUAUGAAAAUAGAAAAUGAAAAUAAUAAUAAUAAUUUAAAAUUCUACGAAUUAUUACAACAACUUAAUACUGUGAAUGAAAGUACGAAUUCGAAUUAUAUGAAUAAAAAAGAAAACAUUUCUUUAUAUGAAUUAAAUAUAAACCUAGAAAAUAAGCUAAAAGAAAUAGAAAAGAAAUUAAUAAUUAAUACAAAUGAAAUAGAUUAUUUUAAAGCCAAUUCAAAAAAAGAAAUAGAAAACUUUAAAAAAAAAUUACAAGAUAAUUAUCAAAUACUUAAUAGUAAAUUUAAAGAUUAUAUAAAGGUUAUUGAUACUAUUAAAAAAAAUAUUAAUAAAGAUGAUUUUAUAAAUGAUAUGGAAAAGAAACUAAGCAAAAAUAAAAUAGACAUAAAGAAUGAUAUUGAUAAAAAAGUAGAAUAUGAAAAAAGAGAAUUGUUAGAAACAAUAAAUGAUCUGCAAAAAAAAAUUGAUUGGAUAGAAACUAGGAUAUCUAAUAAGUUAAUACAAUAUGAAAAUAAUAAUUUUUCGGAAUCCUUGAGAGAUGAUAAUGAAGAAUUUGAAAAAGUUGAGAAGAAUAAAGAAAAAGGAAAUGAAAGUCAAACAAAAAAGGAAAAAAAAAUUUAUGCAUUUUGGAAUUCCAAAGGAAUAAAUGUAAAUGAUUUACAAAAAGAAUUAGAUAUAUUAAAAGAAAGUGCAAAAAAAUCUACAAUUUUUUUAGAUGAUGUAUUUCCUUCUUUUGAAAAGAAAAUAUCGAAAUAUAUAGAAAAUAAAAUUAAAUAUUAUUUAGAAAUAUACAAAAAAGAUAUUUUAAGUGAAAUUACUGAAUCAAAAGUAAUUUAUAAUGAAGAGAAAUAUAAAUCAAUGGAAAUAAAACAAGAGAAGAUAAAAUCCGAAUUAUUAAAAACAAUUAAUAAUCAAAUAAAGGUACAAACCAAAACAAUGAAGGAGGAUUUAAAUAAAUCUUUAGCUAGUAUUAUAGAAAAAAAGCAACUAACAAAAGUUAAUGAAUAUGUUCCAAGUAUUAAUCAAUUAGAAUAUAAUUCAUUGGAAGAUUUACAGAAAAAAGUAGAUGAGUUGUACAAUGAAUUCAUAUUAGAUUAUAAUGAAAUAGAUUGGGCAUUAGAAUCACUAGGAGCAAAAAUUGUUUAUAAAAUGACAAGUUCUCCUUUAAAUAAAAACGAUCUUAUAGAAAAAUUUUUAGAUCAAAUUUCUUCUUUUUUGCCAUCCGAAGAAAUAUAUGGAAUGAUUAAACCAAUGGGAAAGGAUCCCUCUAUUAUAUUAAAGCCAUCGAAUUUUCCAGGAGAAUGUUUUUCUUUUAAUGGACAUAAAGGUAAAAUAACUAUUCACUUACCAGCCACUAUUGAUGUAACUUCUGUUUCUAUUCAACAUGUUCAUGAAAAUAUAAGCAAUAACAUCAAUGCAACACCAAAAUAUUUUUCUGUGUACGGUGUUGUUGAUUCCAAUUGGCCUGAACAUUUUGAGUCACAUGAUAUUAAUUAUAAUGAUUUUAAAAACAGUUCUCUAUUUUCUUGUUUACAUUCUGUUUAUGGAAACAUAAACUCUAGAGAAAUUUUAGACAAGUGGAUAAAAAAUAAUAAAAAACCAAAUAUUAUACAUAUAGGGGAUUUUUAUUUUGAUAGAAAAAAGAGAAUAUCCAAUUAUCCUACUAAACACUGCCUCCCGAUGAAAAGAAUAGUUUUUGAAUUUACUGAAAAUUAUGGUGCUCCCUACACAUGUGUUUAUAGGUUAAAAGUUCAUGGUAAAAGAUGCAUAAGAAAAUUUAAAUAA
Molecule: messenger RNA, 2415 nt
Organism: Plasmodium relictum
Lineage: Eukaryota; Apicomplexa; Aconoidasida; Haemosporida; Plasmodiidae
Product: conserved Plasmodium protein, unknown function
Exons: 2
Coding region: 1-2415 (804 amino acids)
Biological process (GO): nuclear envelope organization
Cellular component (GO): nuclear envelope
Molecular function (GO): protein-membrane adaptor activity
Source: RefSeq, a predicted model, not a curated record